AUGGCCGUCCACUCCUUUGCGCGCACCCUGCUGCUUGCAGGCGCCGCGUUUCCUUUCACUCAAGGUCUUGCCCAGACCAUUAAGACUUCCGAUGGCGAGGUAGUCCCCGCCGACAAGACGACGGUCGCUCCCGCGGCUGAUGCCGUAGUGUCGACCAACGACGACACGGCCCCCGCGGUGGUUCUUCAGCUGACGGACGCCGUGAUCGCCAACCUCACAGCGCACGAGUUGAGCGAUAUCGACCUUUUCAAGUUUGACGACACCGAUUACGAGGAUGGAUCGUCCGAGGUCGCUAAGCGUACCACGGCGGCGGUCGGGUCUUGCAAGACGUAUCCGGGUGACUGGAACUGGCCGUCCCGUUUGACUUGGGGGUUGUUUGACUUGCUCACGGGCGGGGCUUUGAUCGAGACGGUGCCGAUUGGCGCGGUCUGCUACCCCGACAACGGCGUGUACGACGCUGCCAAGUGCGCCGACAUCAUUGCUCACUGGACUGAGUCUGCUACUCACGAGCGUGACCCAACAUCGGUCAUGUCUCCCCUCUACCAGGGCGAGACCUGCAUGCCGCAGAACGGCAACUCGACCAAGUGCACACUCGGUGGCUUCCCCUCGUACGCCGUGAAGAUCACCAGCGUCUACCAGGUCCAGCUGGCCAUCAACUUUGCGCGCACCACCGGUCUCCGCCUGGUCGUCAAGAACACCGGCCACGAUUUCCUCGGCAAGUCGUGCGGGUCCGGCUCGCUUUCCAUCUGGACUCACAACCUCAAGUCGAUCAAGUUCCGCAAGUCUGUUCGCACUCCGUCGUACUCUGGCCCCGCCUUUGAGAUCGGUGCUGGGGUGACCGUCGGUGAACUGUAUGAGGCCGCCAACAAGAACAACGUCACGGCCGUCGGUGGCGAGUGCAAGGGUGUCGGUGUUGCUGGUGGGUACGUCGCCGGUGGCGGUCACUCCCCCGUCUCGGGCCUGUACGGUCUCGGGUCGGACCAAGUGCUCAGCUUGGAUGUCGUGCUACCCAACGGCCGCUUUGUCACGGCUAGCGAGACCCAGAACACCGAGCUGUUCUGGGCUCUCCGUGGUGGCGGUGGUGCUACGUUCGGCGUUGUCGUGUCCAUGACCAUCAAGGCGCACCCGCGCAACAUCUUUUCGGGCGCCACGUGGACGAUCACGUCGGGCAACGGCACCAAGAACUCGGAUGAGGUGUUCUGGAAGGCCAUGUUCGCGUACUGGGCCAAGUUCGCCGAGUACGCCGAGGACCCGGUGUACGGCUACUCGUCCAUCUUCUCGCUUGGCCCUGGUGCCGGCUACAUGUGGACCAUGAACCCGUGGAUGGUGCCCGGUAUGUCGCUCGUUGACUUCAAGGCCAAGGUGAAGCCGCUGUUUGACGAGUGGACUGCCCUUGGCUUCGACUUCACCCCGGAGUACUUUGAGCACGACAACUUCUACGACGCCUGGACACACCACUUCCCAACCGAGGCCGUGGCCAACUCGAACCUCCGCACCGCCUCGCGUCUCUUCCCUCGCGCGAUCUGGGACGACCCGGCUAAGCGCGACGCGCUGUUCAACGAAGUGCGCGCCGUCGUCAGCGAAGGCUCUGCGCUGAUCCAGUACAACAUGAACCCGGCGAAGCCCGCGGAGGUGCCGGCGAGCGGAGCCAAUUCGCACUGGCGCGACGCCAUUUGGUACGGUAUCAUGGGCGCUGGUUGGGCUCCCGGCCUCGAGGGUGCGGAGCUCGAGGCAGUGCAGCGCAAGAUCACGGACAACUGGAUGGGCCGGCUGCGGCCCUAUGGCCCGGGUGGGUAUCUCAACGAAGGCGAUGUUAUGGAGCCCGACUUUGGCGAUGCCUUCUUCGGCACCAACUACGACCGUCUGCUGAGCAUCAAGCGCAAGGUUGAUCCGCAUGACUUGUUCUGGGCCCCUACGGCGGUCGGUUCCGACCGGUGGAAGAUCGACGGCCAGCCCGACUGGUUGACGUUGCAGAUUGGAAAGCUGUGCAAGGUGUCCAACUAA
This is a messenger RNA of Dichotomopilus funicola, 2004 nucleotides long. RefSeq lists its product as uncharacterized. The transcript has 2 exons. The record is from RefSeq and is a predicted model, not a curated record. NCBI's taxonomy places the organism in Eukaryota, Fungi, Ascomycota, Sordariomycetes, Sordariales, Chaetomiaceae. Gene Ontology annotation, molecular function: FAD binding; oxidoreductase activity. Bases 1 to 2004 code for a protein of 667 amino acids.